This is a messenger RNA of Cladocopium goreaui, 1704 nucleotides long. The record is from the annotation of a GenBank genome assembly. Lineage: Eukaryota; Dinophyceae; Suessiales; Symbiodiniaceae.
AUGGUGGACCUGCUUGCUGCACAGCCUGGGCCCUUGAUGCAGACUCAACGCUCAACACUUCUUGCAAAUGCUCUACGGAAUGCUGCGCAGAACGGACAUUUGGCUGUGAUGCGGCUGCUUGAAACAUUAGGAGCAGAUCCACUGAUACCAGACGGUGAUCAGCGUGUGACAUUCCACAUGGCAGCAGCAGGCGGUCAAGUCAGUGCUGUGAAGCUCCUACGUAACAUGACGCAAGCAGUGCCAGGUGCACAUUCGGCACGUGACCGUGAUGGGCACACUCCAUUGCACGCUGCUGCAGAGCGAGGAAAUCAGCCCAUACACAUUGCUGCAGACAGCGGACAAGCUUCUAUUGCAAUGCUACUCCUGAGUGCACGCAGUGAUGUCAAUGCCAUUGGUGCCCAGGGGCAGCCUUGGAUGAUGGCACAAGCGCAGCAAGAUGUGAAGCUGUCCGUUGCAUUGAAACCUCAUCAGGUGAUCGUAGAUGUGAUGGCAGGCUUCAAGCCAAAGCCGGAUACCAGAGACAUCAGGAGCCUCUUCUUCGGCUACUUGAAGUCGGUUUCUGGCAUUUCACCUGCUGGCUGCGGCAAAGGCGGUGCUGCACUCUUGGAGAAUAUCGAGUCAGAUAUCGUGGCGUUUAUCGAAAAGUUUGGUCUGGACGAAGAAUGCAUGAUACAGCUCAAGCAGCAGUCACCAUCGGUUGCAAGGGAUGUGAUGUCCAGCUUCCAGCCAAAGCCAGAGACGGAAAAUGUCCGCAGCCUCUUCCUUUCUUUUCUGAGAUCCGUUUCAAACGCACAUAGCGGAAAGGGCAAGGGAGGCUUCAAAGGAAAAGAUGGCAAAGAUGGCAAAGGCUUCAAAGGUUCUGCUCGAGUGGCACCCUAUGGAGCUCCAGCAAAUACGCCAGCGAUUGGCAUGUCUGGCAUGGGAGGGAUGUCUUCCUUCAACCAAUUGGGCAUGCAGGACUUCAGGUCGCAGCAGAUGUCUGUGUUUGGUGGAACCAUUGGAGGUGGCGUAGGCAUGCAGCCCGGGAUGGCGAUGGGCUGUGGUGGCUGUCCCGCGUAUGGCGGCUGUGGCGGCUGUGGCGGCUGCGGCUGCUGUGGCUGUGGCGGCUGUGCUGGUUGCAGCUGUGGCUGUGGCUGUGGUGGCUGUGGUUGUGGUGGCUGUGGCUGUGGAUGUGGCGGUUGCGGCUGCGGUUGUGGUGGCUGUGGUGGCUGCGGUGGCUGCUGCGGCGCUUGUGGCUGCCCUUGCGCCUGUGGCUGUGGUGGCUGCGCCGCUUGCCCGGGCUGUGGGAGCUGCGGUGCCUGCGCCGGCGGCUGUGCAGCAAACAGCGGUGCGGUCGUGAGCAAGGAGGUGAUGGAUUUCUGCAAUCAGUGGCAGCUUGAUAGCAAGUGCGUAGAUUACCUGGCAUCUCAGGGGCCAGAGGUGCAGCGCGAAGCCAUCGAGAAGUUUCGUCCCAAGCCAGGCACCACCAAUGUCAGUGGACUCUUUAUGGGUUACCUGAACUCCCUUGUGAAAUGGAGAUAGGGCCAGUAGGGGAGUUCGGUGAGCUGCUGUGACACUUGACUAACUGCAUCAUCAUGAUGCAUCACCUCGCCAGAAGGCCAACAUUUCCCGAAAAACCCGAAUUCCGAAUCCUAUGUCGCCGUGUGUCCCACGUUGAGUCAGCAAAAAACAUGGAAUGAAAUGCAACAUCAUGCAACAUUCUCA